AGUCGCUCCGCAGACGUCCCUACUGGCAUCGUCCGAAACCUGCGUGCAGGGAUUUGCUUCGCGUUAUAAACGGAGAAAAAAUACCCGUUUUCGCAAGUGUUUUUUCGAGCCUUUUCUCCCAGAGAAAGAUGAUAUUGAAAGGAAGUGAGACUGUAAUAUAAAUCUGCUGCACCCGUCUUCCGUCAGCUGACAUGUCUGUCUCCACACUAUCCUGUCGGACUAACCGGUGGCGGCACGCUUUUUUGUUUUCUCAAAUCGCGGUUCGUUUCUCCCGUUUCCCGUCUCCUCAUUUCCUUUUCUCUAUCGCCAAUUUUCGCCUUCUGGGCCGCGAAAAGCGCUUCUUUCGCAUUUUCUCACCUGUGGAACAUCGCACCGGCCCUCCACACAGCGGCUCGUCUCGUGGUCAACGGUGCAAAUCUCGGCUCGGUGACUGGCUUUUCUGUUGCACAUUCUUCGAGCGAUGCCAAAAUUGUUAGAAGGGAAACGAUAGAGUCCUGUAAGUGCAUUCUUCCUUCAGAUAGGUGACGACGAGCAUUACUGGCGACGCCGCAUUCUUUCCCGGCCCGCGCCCCAAAUUCGUUUAGCCACUCCGUUCUCGCGCAAAAGACCAGUGCGUUUUCCCCUACGUGACACAUUUUACCUCUCCAGAGUUGCCCUUCUGUACGAGGAACUUGUUUUUCUUUCUCCCUUCAGUCGCGGCGCCCGAUGUCCCAGCCUUCCCUUGCACUUUAAAGCUGACGGAUAACUUCCACUUCUCUGGAUCUGCGGCGAUCGGGCGCCGAGGGCUCAAGAGCGAGGAGGAAGCAAUCCCUUUUACACAUCUUCACUUAGACAGUGUCACAGGCCACAGGACACUAUGAGAGACCGUCAGGGGUGACCGGACUGGAGACGGCCCAGUGCGCCUUCCUUCCUAAGCACAUCUUCCCUCUCAGGGUUUCCUUUCUUUUCAAGUUGCAAGUCCCGACUAACAAGAAGACAGACAAGACAUAGAAAACGUCCUUUCCGAAAACUGUCUUCAAAAUCGACAGGUCACAUGUCCAAUUGACGUUUGCCGACGGAACGAAUCAUUGCGUCGACCUUGAGGCGACGCCGGAGGACGGGGUACGAACUAUCGAUACACUGUUUUUUUUCAUCGUCCUUGUAUUUCUCAUUUGCGUGUUUCUGUCACUUCGUCCUUCUCCUUUCCGUCGAUCGCGGUUGCCGCGAUUUUUUUUGUCUUCUGUUAUCGUCGCGUCUCCCUCCGACAAUGGCACUACUGUGUCUCCGCACUGACACAAGGAGACUCCUCCAGGAAGACCCGAUGCGUUACUCCUCGUUUCUGUUCAACAAGUAGAGCGUGCCUUGUCUCGCUGACGGCUCUCACCCUUUCGUAUCCUUCUUUUCCUCUCUGGCGAGGCUCCUCUGGUGCGCUCCAGGUUUCUCCGCAUGUGUCUCUCGGUCUUUCCACGUUUUGGACUCUACGCUGUCCCCUCUCUCUCUCUGGACGUUCUACGCGGUCUUUGCGUCCGUUUCCCUGGAACCUUCUUCGUUGUCUGUCUCUUCUUUUCCUUCUUUUCCUUCUUUUCCUUCUUUUCCUUCUUUUCCUUCUUUUCGUUCUUUUCCUUCUUUUCCUCCUGCGUUUUCUCGUGAGCGGUGGCCCCGGAGAUGGCGCAGCUGGCCUCGCGUUCCCUCUGCGCUGGCCCUUCGUCUGCUUGUCAUGGUUCGCGCCGUUUUCUGCUGGCCUCGCUGGCAGUGCUUUUCUUCGUUGGUCUGGGGUGUUGCUUGGGAGUCCCCGUGUCUCCUUCGCCCCCGGCGGACGCGUCUGAAGACCUCUUCUGCACAUACUACGGUGACAGCGACUGUCCGUCGUUCCUCAGUUUCGCUGCACAGACCCUGGGGCUCUGCUUCCGCACAUGGAAGAAUGUCUCGGCGGCGGCGCUCGAGGCCGGCCUCUCCGGCCUGGCUCGUUUAGUACCCUUCCUGGCCACCGACGGCGCGACCUCGCGGAUGAUUCACAUCGUCUUGAGCGUCCUGGCGACCGUCUGCUUCCUCUUGCUUCUCUCUCAGAUCUUCUGGCGGUACCGGGUCCACCACUACAACAAAUCGGGGUCUCAGGGUCUGAUCCCCAAGUCUCUGCAUCAGUGGGAGCCGUUCUCUUCUUCUUCGUCUCCGCGCUACUGCUCGGUCUGUCGGCAGCUGAUCUCCGGUUUCCUGAUCUACCGGAACACAGGCUGGGCUUGCACUUUGUGUCAGCGGUACGCCCACACCAAGUGUCUCCGCCUCGCGGAGAGACUUGACUGCAAGACGCCGUGUCUUCCCGCGCCGACGCCCCAUGUCUUCAUUCAGGGGAACCUCUCUGCGGAGGCGACUUGCUGCUGCUGUGGCCUCGCAUGCAGUUCGAACUUCGGCCUCGACGGCCUCCGCUGUCUCUGGUGCAACCGGACGCUCCACGAAGAGUGCCGCCACCGCCUGCCGUCUCCGCUCUGCGAUUUAGGUCCUUUUCGCCAGCUCGUUCUCCCGCCCUCGGCUGUCAGUCUCAGCUUCUCGCUGCUCUCCUCGAACCGCGGCCUCCUCCGAGUCGCCUCCUCCCUCUGGCGCCGCGUCGGCGUCAAGGAAGUCGUCAAGGAAGGUUUGCGGGAGGUGCAGGAAGGCGUGAGGAAGUUCAACGAAGCGAUCGUGCAGCCGCUGAAGAAAUCGCUCAAAUUCGAGCAAAGACACAGCGAACAAGUCGUCCAGGGUGAGCGAGGGAAGACGAGACUCGAGGGAGCCCAUGAAAAACAGAGAGAAGGGAAGGGGGACGCGCACCAGCUCGCGAGCGAAGUGGAGGAAAACCGGUCGACGGAGCAGGCCUCUGGCGAAGCCGAGUGCCGAGGCAACUCGGGAGGCAGCCGAGAGGCGGAGAGCGGAGAAGAUCCACUGGCAAACGAGGCGACGAGGGAGAGCAAGUCAGUGGAGAACGAGUCUGUGGACAAAGAGAAAGAGAAGGAUGCGCAGAAGAAGCCUCGGGAGGAGACAUGUGAACUCGUAGGCGAAGAAGAGCAAGAGGACGCAACGCGGGGAGACGGAAGCGACAACCCUCCGGUGGAUCCUGGAGGAAAAAAAGACGGAGGACGGAGUGAACCUCCACGAAUUCUGUCUCGUUUUUCCGAAAGCAAAGGACAGCCGAAGCCGACAACGACGGCCCGCGACAGUUCCACAGACUCUGCUGCUCCGUCUCUCACUGCCGCGUCUUCAGACACGCAGAGACUGCCAGAGGCGGAACAGACACAGGACGCAAGGUCGCAGAGAACAGACGCCUCCCCGUGGGGAGAAAACAAGAGCACUGGAGGAGGGCAAGCGGGAGAAGCCGUGGAGCAGCAUGGCGACAGUGCAGCAAUUGCGAGAGGGACAGGAGACCGCGAGGCGGCAGAGACGAGUCAGCCUCACGGUUGGGCUCCCGACUCUUCAGGAGAGACCCUCCACACCCCAGCGAGGGAUGACCCUCCCUGCCCUCACAACGCUCGUCGAAAGCUGGCCUCGACGCAACGGGACGAGAAGCAGCGAGAGGGAACAGCCUGUCUCCUCGCUUCUGCCGCGUCGUCAUUCGCCUGUCACGGUCCCCCGGAGCCUCUGGGAAGCCACAGACCGACUGCGGGCGCGGCAACCAGCGAGGAGGGAGACGAAUCGAGGUGCCAGAAGACAGAGAGCGAGAACGACGGUCUCGGCUCCGGCGACGUCGUCAGAGUGGGAGGCUUCACAGACUUCACAGAAGAACGGAGCGAGGAAGACCUGCGGACACCAUCACUGGAGAAAGGGAGUGAGGGGCAGGAUGCCAGGCAGACCGAGCCUGACGGCAGGCAGAAGUCAGGUGCGCCUUCUGAGGAAGCGUUGGAGAAGGAAGACGCGUCUGUCGUCUCCGGAAAGAAGCUGAGACUGAAGACGCCCCGAAGGAACGGAAGCUCGCUCCCGGGAGCUGGAAGCAAGACGCGCAGAAGGGAAAGCAGCCGAACACAAAUGAUGUACACUGUGGCAAAGGCGAUGCCACCGAUGGCCGCUGUCUGGCGACUGCGGUCAAAUCCGAGUCUGUGGUUUUCAGAGCCCCAAGCGACGCCUCUCCUCGUGUUUGUCAAUGUCAAGAGCGGCGGUCAAACUGGAAAAGCGAUCUACAAAGAUCUGGUCGCCAUCCUCAAUCCUCUCCAGGUGAUCGACAUCCAGGCGGAAGGGGGACCGAGCCGCGCGCUGUCUUUUUUUCGGCCGCUGGCGAUGACGAAGCGGCUCCGUGUGUUGGUGUGUGGAGGCGACGGGACUGUCGGUUGGAUCAUCGACAGCAUCCACAAGGUGUACGGGGCAGAAGCUGCGGAGGAGGAGCGAGGCAGCGAGGCGCAGACUGGCGACGAGGUCGACUCGGGAGAGGCCGCAGGAAAGGUUGGAGUCGAGGGCGAGGGCAGGCGCGGCCGCAGAGAGAGCGAAGGCGUCGCUUGGGGUUCACGGGAUCGCGCAUGCGACCUGCGGAGCCUCGUCCCUGUUGGCAUCUGUCCUCUCGGCACCGGCAACGAUUUGAGCAACGUCCUUGGCUGGGGCUUCUCCUUCGACGGAGACAUCAUGAAGCACCUGCUCAAGAUUCAAAGCGCCGUUUCCUCCACUCUCGAUCUCUGGAAAGUGAAAGUCAUUUCUGACAAGACGAACGCGACGCUCGUCGAAACGACUUUCUCGAACUACCUCGAUGUGGGUGUGGCUGCGCGGAUUGUCCUCAAGUUCCACAAGCUCCGGGAAGAGAAUCCCGAGCUGUUUCAGAGCCGCCUCGGAAACAAGUUUCUCUACGGCGAAGUCGGCUUUCGAGAUUUUCUCGUCACCCCCAACAUCGCCUUAAGAGGCCUGAAGAUCUUUUGCGACGGCCAGGAAAUCGCUCUCCCGUAUCUGGAAGGCAUUUGCGUCGUCAACAUCCCCAGUUUCGCAGGCGGAGUGGAGUUGUGGGACACCGCUCCGGAGUCUUGGGCGGCGUCGGCGUCUCCGGGCGGUCUCUCUCCGCUUCCUUCGCUGCAGUAUUCUUCUCACGACGUAGGCCGCGCGCCCCAGCAGCGCCAGCUGCUGCCUUCUUUCCCCGUCUCGCACAACAGGGAGUCGAGGUCGCAUGCAGUCUCCCAUUUGUCACAGAGUGCACAUGCACUGCCGGCGACGCGGCGGCGCAUGCAUACGCGGCUGAGCAGGGCGCGCGAGGACCGGCAGGCGGUGGAGAAAGUACAUCUGUCGGAUCCUCCGUCCUUCUCCCCAGCGUCGUCUGCAGCGGUCUUCCACCUGGCGCCUCCUCGGACCUCUGUCUCCGGUCGCAGUGUCUCCGCUAGCCACCACCGGUCCCGCCGCGCCUGCGAGGCCGCAGCCGAGGAGUUCCGCGCCUGUCGCUGCUGCUGCUGCGGGGCGCAGGUCACGUUGCCUUCUUUUCCUCGCGGAGACAGCGUCUCGACGGGUGCUCGGUCCUCUUCGUCGCGGUUCUCGGCCUGUACCGACUCCGCUCCUCCGGUGUCGGCUUCUCUCCGCGACUUCAGACUUCGAGAACGCAUCGCGGGGACAAGGACCCAGUCCCCGCACCCUCGCAUGUCUUCUUCGCUCUCCGGCGAGUAUUGCGACGCCCUCCACACCAAUUUCUCUCGGCGAAAACGCGCGAGACACGAACGCAUGCACUUCAGCAUCCAUUCCUUGAAUUCCUCCUCCUUACCUACCUCUUUUGUGCACGCGACUUCCGUUCGAGCUUCUUCUUCUGCUCUGUCUUCUCCGCCAUGGGAACCUGCGGUUGAGCUUCGCGGUGCCUCGCCGACGGAUGCAGGGUCGAGGCGUCGCUGCGUCUCCGAGGAGAGCCGAGAGAAGCGAAGACUCGAGAGAACUCCUGUUCCAGAUGCGGGAGAUCGCCAUGAAGGCGACCGCGGGAAUCUUCCAAGCGGCAGCAAGGCCUCGCGCUCGACCGCGGAUCCCGAGAUCGCCCCCGCAGUUGCUCCGCAGGAACUCUCACCUAAGGAUUCGGAUGGAUGCACCCGAGACCGACAGAAGAAGUCUCAGUCGAAAGCAGCUGAGGAGGACGACGACUCUGUAGACCGGCCUUUCGCGGGAUCUUCCCAAAGAAAGUCAAGAGUCUCUUGCUCGACAUCGCCGCUGAAGAACAGAAAAACGAAGGACAGCCACAACAGGAAGAGAUCGGCGCGAGGCGCAGGAAGAGGAGUCUGGCAGACGCGCGGCCAGUCUCUGGAAGACGUAUCUGUCUCCGAACUGUCUCCUCGCCGCGCGCGUCGAGGAAGAAACGUUGAAGAGCGACUCAGGAAAGGCCGUGUGGCGUGCAGUGCCUGGCUGCGGUUCCCAGAAAACCGAACGAAACUCUGCUGCGGGGAUUGCUGUGGCUGUAGCAACGCGAGAGACGCGACCUACUCCCCGUCUAUAAGGCCUAGGAGAGACGAAGGAGAAGAGCGAGAAGAGGGAGAAAGGACGCGUUUUGCGUCUCGGAGAGAAGGAGAAGAGCGAGAAGAGGGAGAAAGGACGCGUUUUGCGAGUUCGAGAAAGAGCGCGAGCUGUGGGCCUCGUGGUUCCGAGUCGGAAGAGAGCAACCGAGGAGAGAGAGAAACUGUUGAAGCGUCCGGACGAGAAGGAAGAGAAAUGCGCAGAAGUCAACGCGCCGAAACUCUCGCGGUGGACAGAGGGCCAGAAGAGCCGAAGCUUGAGAUUGCAUGCAAGCCGAAUGUUGCAGGGCCUCAGCGACUUGCCGGAUCAGAGAAGAACGCAGAGAGUGAAGAAAUGAAGGAGCAGGCGCAACGAGAAGAAGGCACGAAAAGCGAGAUCAAGUCGCCGAACGGCCCUACUCGGUGGAGACAGCAAAUCAUCAACGAUCAACUCAUCGAAGUUGUCGGCUUCAAGAGUCUCUUUCACCUCGGCCAAGUUCAGGUGGGAUUGGCGAAGCCGGUUCGACUUUGUCAGGGCCGGGACAUCCAGUUGGUGUUGCCUCAAGAGAUUCCGCUGCAGAUCGACGGCGAACCGACCAUGCUUCAGGCUGAGACGACGAUGCACAUCACAUGGCAUGGAGAGACGCCUGUGCUGCUUGCCUCCGACAAAUCAGCGCAGACGCAGACCCUCGCGGCCGUCCAGCAGGUUCUGGCGACAGCGUACAGUCGAGGCCUCCUCAGCGACUACCAGUUUGCCCAGCUGGCAAACGAGUUCCAGAAGCGCUUCUGAUUUCUUGCCCGCUUUAGUUCCUCUCUCCUUUGACUUUUCUCGCUUCUUUGACGUUUCUCAGUUUGCGUCUUGACUUAAAAAUGUUCUUCUCUUUCCUCCCACCCAGCCCCCCUUGUCGUGACUUGGGGAAUUCGUCUCGUUUCCUCCUCUCGCUCUCUUCUCUCUCCUUUUUCCUUACCUCCAUGCAUGCCCGCGUGGAUGCACACUGUCUGCCAUGUGCGUCCCUGUUCAUCUGGGUAUGCGCUGCUCUGCGGCAAAAGCGUUUUUCGGCGUCGAGGGAAGCAGCAGAGGAGACAGGCGGCUUCCGUCUGUCUUCUCAAGCGGCGAAGGAAGAGACAAGGGAAGGAGGCGAGACGGUUUUUUUCCGGAAGAGUGGAGAGCUUCAGAGUGAAGGGAAGCAAGCAGACAAGUCAUGUGUCUAGCAUUUCCUUUGACGCGCUGUUCAUGUCUUCUCCCCAUUUCUUCUCACCCUCGCCUCCUUACGCACCUCGUCGGUCUUGUUCUUUCUCCCUUCUCGCUUCUCCCUUGACCUCGCUUCUCUGCUGCAUGCCUUUCCCUUGCGUUUUUCUCGCUUUUCUAAUCCACUACGUUCUCCGUUUGCCUCGCUUUUCGUGAGGAACGAAGAAGCCGCAAAAUGGCUGUUGCCUCAGGGACACACACGGAGACAGUGACUGUGCCGGUGACGCGUUUCUCUUUUGAAAAUUCCACAUUUCUCUCUUCUUGGCAUUCUCAGAUAGCGAGGAAAGAUACCUCCGUCACGCUCCCCACGAAUAGAGAGAUGCCUCUCCACUCUCAGUCGCCAGCUGAGAUGACCAUACACACUCC
Messenger RNA from Toxoplasma gondii ME49, 7995 nucleotides. RefSeq names its product diacylglycerol kinase, putative. Gene Ontology annotation, molecular function: ATP-dependent diacylglycerol kinase activity. The record is from RefSeq and is a predicted model, not a curated record. NCBI's taxonomy places the organism in Eukaryota, Apicomplexa, Conoidasida, Eucoccidiorida, Sarcocystidae. The coding region runs from base 1645 to 7170 and encodes 1841 amino acids. The transcript is spliced from 9 exons.